ACGUGGUAUGAAAUACUAGUAACAGAAGUUAAAAAAAAUUGUCCAAACUACAUACACUUAAAGCAUUGAGUUAUUUUUGGUUGGAAUAUAAUUUAUUAACGAUGAGCAUAGUGGAAAUUAGUGAUGGGGUGAUAGAGGGAGAGCUGGUGGAGAACCCUUUCGGUGGGCAGUUCCACAGUUUUAAGGGAAUACCGUACGCAGCGCCCCCUGUUGGUGAUUUGAGGUUUAGAGCGCCACAACCACCUGAACCAUGGGAAGGGGUCCGCAGCGCCACAGAGUUCGGUCCAAUCUGUUACCAAGUGGAUCCUCUCACGGAUCCAACUCCGAAAGGUAACGAAGACUGCCUUUACCUGAACGUAUAUACCCCUGACUUGGAGCCCGCUGUACCUUUGCCUGUUAUGGUGUGGAUCCACGGAGGAGGUUUCGUCUUCGGCAGCGGGAACGAUGACAGAUAUGGCCCAGAAUUUCUGGUUAGACAUGAUGUUGUACUUGUCACUUUCAAUUACAGACUUGAAGUGCUCGGCUUUCUUUGCCUGGAUACCGAAGAAGUGCCUGGAAAUGCUGGGAUGAAGGACCAAGUUGCAGCUCUACGUUGGGUCCAGAAGAAUAUCAACCAAUUUGGUGGAGAUCCAGAGAAUGUUACAAUUUUUGGUGAAAGCAUUGGUGGUGCGAGUGUCAGUUUUCAUCUCGUUUCGCCGAUGUCAAAGGGUUUAUUCAAGCGGGCGAUCGCUAUGAGCGGUCAUAUGAAUUGCUAUUGGGCACUUAUAUCCCGGCCUGUGCUGCGAGCUACUGCCCUGGCGCAACAAUUAGGCUGCGACUCUUCAGACCCUGAAGAACUCAGCUCCUUUUUCAAAGAACAGCCCGUUACUUCGCUAGUUAAUUGCUUACCUCCCGUAUACUUUUAUGAGAGACUUGGGGGUCUUUCUUUGUCAAUACCAUUGUUUUCUGUCGUCUCCGAGAAACAAUUCGGUGACCACGAGAGGUUUUUCGAAGGAGAUCCGUUGGAAGCUCUGCAAAACGGAAUACAUGAAGGUGUUGAGGUUAUUUCUGAUUUUGUUGAGCACGAAGGUGUAUUUAGCAUGAAGCUUAGGGGGGGAUACGACCAUAUCAAAGAAUUUACUAAAUUUCUUGAAUUCUAUGUGCCGAUGGCAAUAAGAUUUAACUGCGGCUUGACAGCUCAGUUGGAGGCAGCCAUGCAGAUAAAAGAAUUUUACCAGAAUGGGAGCACUGAUCCUGAUGUAUUGAUGCGCUUUUGUUCUUUUGAAGAUUUCCAGUAUGGUGUCAUCCAGUGGCAAAGGAUCUGUGCAAAGACAAGUCCAAAUAAGUUUUAUCUAUACAAAUUCUGCUGCAAGUCUGAGAGGAAUCUGAUGACUUAUGGACUAGGUCUCGCUGAAUUAUUUGGGAAUGAGCCAAAAGUAUGUCAUGCCGAUGAUCUGGGGUACUUAUUUCCCCUUAAAUGCUUCAACUUACCAGUUGAUCCUGAAUCUACAACCUUCAAAAUGAUAGAUAAUGUCACCAAACUCUGGACCACCUUUGCAAAAUGUGGGGACCCAACACCUAAUGACAGACUGGGCGUACGCUGGCCAGAGUACACCACAGACGGAGAAGAAUUCCUGGAGAUCAACGAAGAACUGACGCCCUCAUCAGCUGUGAUGAAGGAUGAAGUGGAACUUUACGAGAAUAUCUUCACGAAGUUUCUGCCGAAUCAACUUGGGUCAUACACAUCUUUUAUGAUCAACUCGAUUGCUUCAUUGAUCAAAAGCUAAUUUUUACGCUGAUUACAAAAGGGAUAUUCAAAUUUUUUCU
Molecule: messenger RNA, 1806 nt
Organism: Cydia splendana
Lineage: Eukaryota; Metazoa; Arthropoda; Insecta; Lepidoptera; Tortricidae
Product: juvenile hormone esterase-like
Exons: 3
Coding region: 102-1766 (554 amino acids)
Molecular function (GO): serine hydrolase activity
Source: RefSeq, a predicted model, not a curated record